AAUUGAUCGUGUUCUUCUCGCCACCUCACGCAGUAGAUGAUCUUUAUGAUCGCCUGCAUAAUUUCUAAUGAUAAAAAAAUAAAACUUUCGCUAUAUAAGGUGAUGGAGUUCAGCAAGGAGGCAUGCAAGAGAAGAAAACAAGCCACAAGCUGCAAUGGCACUUAGCUUCCUCCUCCUCCUCCUCCUCCUCUUCGUUUUCAUGCUCCUCUACUUUGCUUUACAUUUCCUUCCCAAGCUAAGGUCUCGGAGUCAAGGGAAAGUACCACCCAAUCCUCCACCCGUUCCCAUAUUGGGCAAUCUGUGGCUCAUCAAGUCCUUCUCCCAACUCGGCCACAUCCUCCGCCACCUCAAGGCUGCCUAUGGCCCGAUUGUGACAGUCUAUAUCGGCCGCCGCCCGGCCAUCUUCAUCAUGGACCGCACCUUUGCGCAUCGCUCCCUUGUCCAGAAGGGCGUGGCCUUCUCGCACCGACCACCACCCCUCAGCACCUCCCGCGCCCUUGGUGCCAAUGUCCAUACCAUCAACAUGGCUGCCUAUGGCCCUCACUGGCGCCUCCUUCGCCGGGCACUCUCGUCCUACGUCUUCCACCCUUCCCACCUCGGCUUGCAAGCCGACGCCCGUGCAUGGGCCCUCGACGCGCUCCUCCAGGAGCUUAUCUCUGAAGCCGAAGCUGGUGGAGGCAUCGUUCAGCUCAGCGAGAGACUGCUGUUCUCUGGCUUCCGCUUGUUCACGCUUUUAUGCUUCGGCGAUAAACUUGAGGAGGAAAUUAUAAAGUCCAUAAGGGACGCCCUAAUGGGCUCGUUAAAGAUCGCAGUUAUGCUUCGCGUCUACAAUCUUUUACCAAACCUUGCUUUGUUGGUGUUCUGGAGGAGAUUGAUCAAGUUCCUACGCAUCCGGCAGCAGCUGGAUGAUCUUUUUGUCCCUCUCAUCCGAGUCCGUCAACAGCAACGUCAAAGCCAACGUGAACCUUCCCUAAGCCGGUCAUCCUCCUACGUCGACACACUCCUGGAGUUCAGGCACGUCGACCAAGGAGGAAGAGAGCUUAGCGAGGAGGAGAUAGUGGGCUUGUGCUCCGAGUUUCUCACCGCGAGCGCUGAGACCACAUCCACGGGUGUGGAAUGGAUCAUGGCUAACCUUGUCAAACACCAAGACAUACAAGAGAAGCUCUGGACGGAGAUCGAGAGCGUCAUGUGUGCAACACAAAGGGCGACGGUCGAAGAAGAAGAUAUACGAAGAAUGCCCUAUCUGAAGGCGGUGGUGCUCGAAGGGCUACGACGGCACCCGCCGGUGCAUCUCCUCUUGCCGCACAUGGUGGCGGAGGAGACUGUGUUGGACGGCUACGUGAUACCGCGCGGAGCUAUCGUGAACUGCUCGGUGGCGGAGAUCGGACGGGACGGGAAGGUGUGGAGUGAGCCGUGGGAGUUCCGGCCUGAGAGAUUCUUGGCUGGGGGCGAGGGGGAAGGCGUGGACCUGACGGGGAGCAAGGAGAUCAAGAUGAUGCCUUUCGGGGCAGGGAAGAGGAUGUGUCCAGGGAUGGGCAUCUCCGUGCUGCUGCUGGAGUACUUCGUGGCCAAUCUGGUGAGGAAGUUCCGGUGGAAGGGCUUGGCGGGGAAGGAGGUAGACCUGUCUGAGAAGCCGGGGCUGGCUGUGGGAAUGAAGAAUCCAUUCCGAGCUCGCAUAGUGGGCAGAAACUAGUGAGACACGCCGUGGCUUGGAUGCUGUCAUCUAUUUCCCUUAGAUGAUGUGUUCCCUCUGAAGCCAGGUUACACCACCCCCCACUGUUGCUUCUGCUCCACAUGAUCGUGAUGUAAGUGUUGGAUAUAUCGUUGUCGCUCGUGUACUAUCGUAAACCAACGAAGGUGUUGUCAUUUUUCUUU
Molecule: messenger RNA, 1875 nt
Organism: Musa acuminata AAA Group (dessert banana)
Lineage: Eukaryota; Viridiplantae; Streptophyta; Magnoliopsida; Zingiberales; Musaceae
Product: cytochrome P450 89A2-like
Exons: 1
Coding region: 155-1693 (512 amino acids)
Cellular component (GO): membrane
Molecular function (GO): iron ion binding; oxidoreductase activity, acting on paired donors, with incorporation or reduction of molecular oxygen, NAD(P)H as one donor, and incorporation of one atom of oxygen; heme binding
Source: RefSeq, a predicted model, not a curated record